Pelobates cultripes (western spadefoot toad) is the source of this 12099-nucleotide messenger RNA. Lineage: Eukaryota; Metazoa; Chordata; Amphibia; Anura; Pelobatidae. The record is from the annotation of a GenBank genome assembly.
AUGGCAGAGGGAGAGGAAAAUGAGGCUACGGAGAAAGAAGUGGUAUAUGGGGAAGGUAGAGCGAGGGGAAUGGGCAAUAGAACACUUUGGAGAAUAAAACACUUUGGUAUAAGUUGAAUACUUUUAUGAACCAAUGCUAGUUGUGGCAACUCUAGUCUGCAAUGAAUAUAUUAUCAUUGUUGCUAUAGUUUAUGAAAACACCAAUGGUUUCACAUACAGAAAGUAUACUUUUAAUAGUUAGCGUAAUUUUCAACUUUUCUAGUUGGCUUGUCCUUCGCAAAUAUCAAAAAGUAAGCAGUAUUGACUCUGACUAGCUCUGGUAUGGGAGACCAGUAGGUGCUGACACAUAAUGUUAACAUUUGCUUUUACAAGCUCAAUAAUUGUAACAAUUUGGUUUAUUCUCAGUCUUGUUUAGUACCCCACAGUGCCACUACCUGUCUGCUGCAUCUAGACUGAGAUCUCUCUCUGUUCCCAGCUGGCCUUACUUUGUGAUUAACAUCUCCCUAUUUUGUUGAGCCUCACUCUUUCUUGUUUGGUUCAGAUCAUUAAUGUUAUUAGUCUGGUCAUGUCUAUCCUGUGCUCCUGUGCUAGCUGUUUCCAUGUGUUCCUGAGCUGGCUGUAUACAAAGGCCUUUCCUGCAUUCCUUGUAUCCAGACGUCCUUCUAUAUUUGGUUAUCUGUUUUUGUAUUUUAUUUAACUUUCUUUCUUGUAAAUAUCAACACACUUAUUUUUUACCUUGAAUUGUGUGUAUAUUGGUUUAUUUGCAUUCUGGGUUCCACCCUACAGAGGCUGUUGCAAUGGUCAGCACCCUUUACGACCAAACCCAUUGAUAAUAAUAUCGUUAUAGUUUAUGAAAACACCACUUGUUUCAAAUAUAAGAAGUAUACGUUAGAUUUUUAGUAUUGAUUGUGCCCACUCUAGUCUCAGAUUGCUUGACAUUGACCAAAAGCAAAACAGGGAUGUUACUGACUAGUUCUGGUAUGGGAGACUAGUCAGUGCGGAAUAUACUUUUUUUUUUUUUAAUACUUUUGAAUUACAUGUAAAUAUUAUCAAAAUAAAACUGAAUAAACAGAUCAUUUGUAAUCAUAUAAAAAAGGUAAUUCAUUACAAUAAGUUUAAACGUUCUGAAAGGUCACGUUUUUGAAAUUAUGCUAAUAGCAUAUUCUGAUAUCAAUGAGUGUAAAGAAGAAUUUAGAAUAAAAUCAUACUCUUCUCUCUGUACAGUCUUCUACAGGAGAAAAUACCUUGACUUGUGACUCUGUUGGCCACAAAGACGUAAAGGAAUUAACAGGGAAUGAACACGUUUGGUGUGAUAUAGAUAAGCCUCCAUUUAGUGAGGAAAAGAAACUUUCAACAAGAGGUAAAUAUGAACAGCUUACAGAAAUUAACAAAGAAAUUGAACCUGCUGGGAUCAUGAUAAGCAAUGAGCAUGUACUUCAAGAGGUUCCAAACAUGCAGCUGACAGAGCAGAGGAAUACUUCUGGAAGGAAAGACAGUGGAGAGCAGCCUGCAAUAAAAGAUGACAUUAUGGAGACUGGACUUGGAAACAAAAUAAAGCACAGUGCAAUUGGGAGGAUUGAGCCUGAGCCUGGAGGCAAAAAAGAGGGCCAGGCAUGUAUAGAGGAAGAUAAUGAAUCUAGAACAGAGGGCACAGAAGAACAACACGUUAUUGAAAAGGGUAUGAGUGAGGUUGGUACUGAAAAUAUAGGAAGGUGCCCUGCAGUCAAAAAGGAGAGGACUGAGGUUGAACUAGAGGACAAGAGAACCUGGCCUGUACCCAGUGAGGAUAUUACUGAGCCUAGAACAGACCACAGUGUAAUAGUGCCCGCAAUUAUACAGGAGAUACCUGGGCAUACAAAGGAAAACAAAAUAGAGCAGGAUGUGUUCAAAGAAGAAGAAUGUUUACAUGUUAUGAAAAGAGAGCAGGCUGCAUAUGGUGAAGUGGAUGUACAGCCUGCAUUUAGUGAAGUGGAUGUACAGCCUGUAGGUAGUGAAGAGCAUUCACUCUGUUUUGAAUGUAAUGUUCACCCUGCAAGUGGUGAGAAGCACACUCAUCCUACUGAAGGUGAAAAUAAUAUUUACAAUGCAGUAGAUGAAGAUAUUCACCUUGUAGGUGUUGAGAACAUUCUUCAUAUUAAAAAUGUUGAGAAAGAUGUUCAAAUAGCAGAUGGUGAGUAUGAUGACCACCUUCUGGGCAGUCAGCAGCAAGCUUUGAUUGGUGGAAAUACAAAGCCUACAGAGAAAGAUGAAGAUAUCCUGCUUAGAAGUCCUUCAGCAGGGAAAGAGCUCAUUGGGAUAAGCAGGCAUCAGCCUUCUAGUGAAAACGUGAGUAUUGCUUACUUUAAUAAUCAUGUUAAGAUAAAGCAAUACUUAUGUUAUUGCAAUUUAUGGACUUAUAUAUAUUUAUUAUAUCUGUGAGUAGUCCAAAACAUAUUCAUGUUCAAGUGUAUUCACUAAUCACCAAAUUACAGUUAAUUGAGAGAAUAAUUGCUGGUUCGGAAUAAAUAUAUACUAUAUUGGGAGUUUGGCUAUUUAAGCCUAAAUUUAGAAAUUUGGUGUUUAGUGAAAAAACACCUUCAUUAAUCAGAGAUAACUAACCCAAAAUGGUACGAUAAUGGCAAGUUGGCAACUGAUAUAUGUGUAAAGAUCUGCUUGGGAUUUCAUCUUGAGUCUAAUUGUUAACUGAUUUUUUUUUUUUGUAUUUGUUGUUGCCCAGUUCUAAUUGUCCAUAAAGAUGUCAUAUGGUUUUGCUGUUAGCAUACAUUUAUUCAUUUUAUUAUUUAUGUAACAGUUCUUAUGUAGCACUCUUAUCUAGAGCGCAUUACAAUUUAUGUAAAGAAAAUUGGUAAUUUUAGAAACGGGAUAGACACAUGAAACAGAAUGAGAAGAGAUAUAGUUUAGUAUCUAAAUCUGAUUCUUAGAAAUUCAUGUCUUUUGGAAACUCAUCUUCAUCAAAAUCAUGUAAAUUAAAGUCUUAAUUUAUGUUUUAUAGAUAAAAGGAAAAUGUGUUUGCUUGCACAUCCAUGAUGCUGCCAAUAUCUCUCUUUAAUAAGUCUUUAUAUACAAAUUAACCUAUAGCUUUCUUUACUGUCCACCAAUAGCAGCAAAGAAUACAAAACAGUAAGAAAAAAUUGAACACAUAGUAACAGGACACUCCCAUACCAAGUCCCAGUAUAAUAGUGAGCACCUCCCUACAUACUUCCUCUUUCUUUGCUGCUCCACAGUCAGAUAAGUACCAGUACUAUUUUGUCUCUUGAGACUUUAGUUGUACUAAUUAUUGUGUAUUUGUUCUUAUUUGUCUAGGGAUUUUAGUUUAACUUAACCUUUGAGUUUACAUUUUAGAACUGUUCAUGUACCUGUUUUACUGUGUAUUGUUUGGUUCUGUGCUCAGAGUCCCAGACUAGCUGGGGGGGUCUUGCCCCUCCUUUUCCCUUGGGGGUGUCUCCUCCUUUUUUUCAUACCUCAUAUUUCUUUAUAUACGUUUUCUCUGACUUUCCCUUCGGUGGUGCUUGGGUCUUACCGUUUUCUGUCUCCCCUACUUGCUAUACCAGGUCCUGGGGCCAUUUUGGCACCCUUUUUGUGUGUUUCUUCGCACGCCUUCGGCACUUUGAGAGGUUUUCUAAUGUCUGCCAUUUGGACGUUCGCAUGACAACUCCCAGUCGCCUAUUUUAUCAUUGCAGUUCGGGCCGCAAACGUUUGUUCGUUUGCAGGUUUUUUCGUAUCUGACCAUUCGUAUGUUUCGCUGGCGCUUUCGAGAGUUGUCUCUUAGACGCAUUCGGCACGCGAAUGCACUUUGGUCGCGAUAUGAAUUUCUCAGUUCGGGAGAUUUUCCUUGCAAGGACGCCAGGGCUGAUAAUAGGCUAGUUUACCCGGACGAACUCCGUGGUUGGGUCCAACGGGCCAUCUGUAUUGCGGGCAGCGUCAAUACUUCACUAUCUAUUGAGCGACGUAAAGCCAUCCUGUUUAAGAUUGAACGGAAACUGGCUAACCUCGCCCUCACUGUGGCUGGCAAAGACGCCAAAGGUCUCCUAUUUGGUGACUCCUUUAUUAAGGACCUUGGUCAUUUUCUUAGGGCGUUUACAGCCCUAGAUCAUCAAUCUACUAUGUCUAGAAUGGCCAGGCUUCGCAGUCGGGAUGUACGUCUUAUUGUUUAUCUGGAUGAUAUUCUGGUCAUACCCCAGGACCACUCCAUUCUCCUCCAGCAUCUGCGGUGGAUGGUGGAUCUGCUGACCAGGCUGGGUUUUCUCAUCAGUUGGGAGAAAUCUUGUCUGAUACCAUCCAGAUGCAUGGAAUUCUUGGGCUUCCUUGUGAAAUCGUAAGAGGACUCCUUGAGCCUGCCCACGUCUAAAAUUCGAACUAUCCGCAAGGAGCUUCACAGUGCUCUUACCGGACAACAUCUCAACCAACGCUACCUGUCAAGACUCAUCGGACUGUUAGCAUAGUCGAUCCAAGCGGUGUUUCCGGCUCCUCUUCACUAUCGAGCACCCCAGCGCUUAAAGAUUGCACAUCUUCGCGAGGGAGCAUCUAUGCGGACCUGAUAUCACUGGACGAGGAAACAAAGGAUGAAUUGCAUUGGUGAAUUUGCAGUAUCUGUGCAUGGAACAGCAGGGCCAUGUUCGGGUCUCACCCAGAGUUCACCAUAGGUUUGAACGUGAGCAGUGGGUGCCCACUACGAAGGGGUGUCCACAGGAGGACACUGGUCGGAGAGCAAAUUCAGGAUGCAUAUCAAUGCUCUGGAGCUUCUGGUGGGAUCAUUUGUGAUUCAGAGUUUUGCGAAGGAGGUCUGCCAAUGCCUGCAUUCACCUACGGAUGGACAACGAAUCUUCAAUUCGAUAUGUCAACAACAUGGGAGACACCCAGUUGGCAUUGUUGGCUCGCUUGGCAACGGACUUCUGGGAAUUUUGGAAUCUGGUGGAAUCUGGUGGUCCAGAUACCUACCGGCUUUCACAAAGUUCAGGUGGAUUGGAAUUCUUGUUAUCUCUCGGACAGCAGCGAUUGUAGAUUGGAUGUAGCAGUGUUUUGCACUAUCUCAUCCCUCUGGGGUCCCUUUUCCGUCAACCUUUAUGCCUCAAGGCUCAAUGCCCAGCUACCCUGUUUCUUCAGCUGGCGUCCAGAUCCGACCACAGAGGCGGUGGAUGUUUUCUUGCAGGAUUGGCACAGUCCUCUCCUCUAUGCUUUCCAUCCAUUUGCCAUGCUUCCCAGGGUGCUGCUUCAAGUUCGCCACCAAUUGGCAGAGCUGGUUCUCUUAACCCCGUUCUGGGCGACUUAAUCCUGGUUCUCUCAACUUCUGGAGAUGGCAAUAGAUGUACCCAGGUUGUUGCCGAUACGUCUGGACCUCCUUCCUGUUGUUGGCUUGGCGGCUUUCAAGGGACCCAGGCAUAACUUGGGAGUUUUGGACACCACUUAAUGCCUCUUGGUGGAUGCAUGGGCUCCCAGUUUCUGCACCUGUAAUGGCAAUUCUCCAAUUCCUCACGUCUCUGUUUGAAAUUGGAUGGGCCUACCAGAAGAUAAACGUAUAUAGGUCUGCCAUUUCUUUGGCCCAUCAGGGUUUCGAGGGUUGUCCGGUGGGGCAACAUUCUUUAGUAUGCCAGCUUCUACGUGGCUCCCUCCUCUCUUGCCCACCUAAACAACGUUACUCUGCUACAUGGGAUGUCUCCAUGGUGCUAUCGUUGUUUACCUCCUGGCCUUCUAAUGCGGGUCUUUCCUUACGCCAAUUGUUGGCGAGACUGGUCACUUUGUUUUGCCUGGUAUCCUGUAAAAGGGUUUUGGAUGUUAAUGCCUUGGAUUUCGACGCUCAUUCCUUCACUCCUAACGUAGUGACUUUUAAUAUAUCUAGGCGUACGAAGACUUUGAUUAGAUUGGUUUCUUAUCCGGCUUUCCGUUUGUUUCCGGUGUUGUGCCUGGUGGCUUGUUUACGGGAAUAUGAGAUUCACACUGGACCACACCGGUCACCUUCUACACCUAAUCUUUUUCUGUCCUUGCAACGUCCUUUCUCCCCAGUGACGAGUACUACAGUGGCUCGUUGGUUGAAAUGGGUAUUGCAUCAGGCGGGUGUUGACACUUCGGUGUUUGGAGCCCAUUCUGUACAGGGUGUUUCGGCCUCGUCUAUGAUGACUUCGGGGCCACAGUUGGAGGACCUGAUGAGGACAGCGGACUGGUCUUGGGAAUCUACCUUCUGUGAAUUCUAUUUUCGAGCGGUGACUCGUUUUUUAUACGGUUGUCAGUCAGCUUUAAACUUGCAAUAUGAGCCUCCGUGUCUUGUUAUAAAAUUACAUGAUUUUGCUUUUACAUGAGUAUUGUCCCACCCUAGAUACAAUUCUGACUUGGUCUGCAUCUUCCCUCCCUGGUAUGUUUAUGCUUGGAUAAGGUUGGUAUUAAGGUACGUGGGGAUAGGAUAACACUAGGCUUGAUGACCAGUAUAUGUUUGAAUUCUGUGAUGUUCCUGGGUUUCCGAAUUGUCUGAUAAGAGGGACCUGUAUAUACCUUAUACUCACAUUCAGUUGCAAGGACCAAAAUAACGGUGUGGCUCCUGUUUAUUUAUGUUUUCACAGCCUAAUUCGGACAUGUUUGAUGGACUCCGACUGAUUAUAGUCUAAUGGAAUCGCCUAUGUUUGUGGUUCUUGUUUCCUGUGUUGGAAUUGUCCUACUUUGUUGGAGUGUUACGUGAUGUGACUCCAACUAAUUUUGUGGGCAGUUGUUCUUGUGCGGUUGGACUGAUUCCUUGGUUUCCUGUUUAAAGGAACACUAUAGCUACCUAAAGAACUUUGGCUUAAUGAAGCAGUUUUAGUGUAUAGAUUAUGCUUCUCAGGUUUCACUGUUCAAUUCACUGCCAUUUAGGAGUUAAAUCACUUUGUUUCUGUUUAUGAAGCCCUUUAUCACACCUCCCCUGGCUUUGAUUGACACAUCCUGCAUGAAAAACACUGGUUUCUCUUUCAAUCAUAUGUAAUUUACCUUAAACAAUUGUAUCUCUUUCUCAGUAAAUUGAAAUUGUAUCACAUACAGGAGGCGCUUGCAGGGUCUAGCAAGCUAUUACCAUAGCAGGGGAUAAGAAAAUCUAAAUUAAACAGAACUUGCAAUAAAGGAAGGAUAAAGUUUAGAUGACUCUUUACAGGAAGUGUUUAGGAAAGCUGUGCAAGUCACAUGCAGGUGUGACUAGGGUUCAUAAACAAAGGGAUUUAACUCCUAAAUGGCAGAGAAUUGAGCAGGUACAUGAUCUAUAUACCAAAACUGCUUCAUUAAGCUAAAGUUGUUUUGGUGACUAUAGUGUCCCUUUAAUGUUUGUUUUUGUGGUUGCAUCUCCAAAGAAAGAGGAAGUAUGAAGAUAGGUGCUGACUAUUAUACUGGGAUUUGGUAUGGGAGUGGCCUUUUACUACGUGUACCAUUUUUUCUUACUGUUUUGCAUUCUUUGCUGCUAUUGGUGGACAGUAAAGAAAGGGAUAUACAAUACUCGCCUCUGUGUCUUUAAUAAAAUCAUGACUAUUCAUCAUGUAAUAGCAAAAUCAUGUAAUUAUUACUAAUUCGCCAUGCCUUCUUAAUCACAUUUCCUUAUUCUUGUAUUGACUUAUUGCAUUCUUUUUCUUUAGGGUUCUAUCAUUGAGUUGACUUCCACAGUCCUUAAAGCCACAGAUAACAUCAUUGCAGAGCUGCUAUCUCUUAGGGAUGAGAUGGGUAGAGAAUCAAGAAAGCCACUGGCACAUGAAAGCCUCAGUCUUUUUAGAGAGGUUGGUAUAAAUCAAAUGAAUGGAGCAAUCUUUCUUUUGGAAAUGUCUAGGUAUGCUUUCCAAUGCCACAGCCAAUCUAAAAAGGGCCUAUGUGAAGGAAUCCCAGAAUGUCAACUACUAGGAGUUCCAAGUAUCUGUCAAGGCAUGUCAACAUGGAGUAGUUUAGUAAUGAGGAAGUCAGCUUCUCUUCGUAUCCUCAUGCUGUGGAUGUAAAACAAGAGCUCAGCAAAGACUAUAGAUAAAGGGAGAGAGAGUGUGCUUGGACAUCCAUGUUGCUACCAAUCUCUCUCUGCUUUUAGUUUAGCCAAAAUGUGGAAUGUGAAUGCCACUUCCAUAGUUAAAGGGACACUAUAGACAUCAAAAUAAAAUUAGCUAAAUGAAUAACCCUCAAUACGCUGCAAAACCUGUAAUAAAUUGUUUUACUUACCUGAAAUCAAGUGCCGGGCGAAGCUCUAGGGACUUCAUUAAAGUGCUAAAUCCUGAUGUCACUUAAUCUGUUGUAAAAGCAUUUUGAAUAUAUUUAAUGCAAAAUUAAUGUGAUAAAAACCAUAAAACAAACAAAAAAAAAGCAUUGUCAAAACCAAACAAUUAAAGUGAUAGCGCUUUGAAUUAUAUACUUUUGUAUUGUGUUUUUUAUCCCAUUAAUUUUGCAUUAUAUAUAUUCACAAUGCUCUUACAAAAGCUUAUUUAAAUACAAUUUAGCUCAUUUAGCAAUAACAUUAUUUCAUUUGCCUCCCACAUUGGAAUUAGUGUAGGACCCACUGAUAUUGGGGUACUGUGAAGUAGUGGUGGGCUUAACACAAUAUGGCCAUAUAGUUGUCAAGAUUGACCCCUUCACACAGAGUGAAACCCAGAGGAAGAUGUAUACCGGACCUUAGAAUGGCCGGACUUGCGUCUGAGAGUAGUCAAAGGAAUAGCCAGAGGUCAAGGGAAUACAGAAGACGGGCACACGAUAAUCCAAGCCAAAACCAGAGAACAGGAUAGUCAGAGUGUAAGCCAAGAGUCAGAUACCAAAAAGACAAUCAGAAAUAAAGAGCGCUAGGGGACUCAAACAAGAACCACACUAGGGCGCCUAACAAGUGCCAAGGUUGCCUUUUUUAGUGUGUGAUCUUUAGCUUUAAAGCCACGCCCCCAAAAGUUCCGGGAGCGUGGCCACGUUUCAAUUUUGGUGGCACUAUUUUGCUGAUGUCGGGGCACAUGCCCUGCGUCAUAAAAAUGGGCGUGUUCCGAGCGGCCGGCGUCAGAAGGACUGAGCCGCCUCCUGGAAGUAUGGGAGGAGAAUGCGCGGGUCCGGCAGGGAAAGGUAAGUGAUUGUUACAAUAGUGGAAUGACAUGUUCCAAGUGUAUCCCCAAUUCCCUUCUUUUCGUAACAGAGGUCUGGGCUGACUAAGUCACAUGUACUGUGUGUGCAACUAACCCCAGCAUACAAUUAAGAAUAUCUCAGUAUGUUCAGUGUUUCAAGCAGAAACACUGCAUGAAACACUGUACAUGCUGACUCCUACCACCAUCACCUCUUCACAUUACGGAAGUGGUCAUGGUGGUUGGAGUAAUACUUUAACUUGCUUUUAUCUCUUGCUCUGCAAAUUAAACAUUUAUCACACCCCCGUAGUGUCUAGAAGACUAUUCACAGAGUGUAAGAUAAUACAUUCUAAAUAAAACAGAAUGUGCAAUAAAGUAAGUUUAAACAUGAGAUCUAUAUUUACAGGAAGUGUUUCGGAAGGAACACUUCUAAAUGGCAGUGAAUUGAGAAUUGAGAGUCCAGGGGUAUGAACUAUACACCAAAACUGCUUCAUUAAGAUUGUGUUGGUGGCUGCCGUGUUCCUAGCUGUUUCAAGGAAGCUAGCAUGAUGAAACAAGUGUUAAUACUGCAUGUCGCUAAGCAUACACUUGAAAACUAAUGCAAGCAAACACAGGAGCCACUGGCAAUGUCUGAGUAACUCUGCUCAUGUAGUUGUAGCAUGUCCCUUCAGAUUUUCCCGUUAGUGCAUAGGUGUUCUUGAACCUUUACUUUAGACUAACCACAUACAAGACACACUGUUGGGUCCAUACUGCAUGCCUGUUUCUGCUUCCUGCUCUUGUUCACUAUCUGAGAUCUAUAUUUUCUCUUGACAAUCCUGUUUCACCCUUCGCCCUUACAAUUAUAUUGGACCUGACCAUGGCAUUAUAUUUCUGGAUUCUAAAGGAACUCUGCUACUUGAAGCAUUUCCAGCCCCUAUGCCUUUACCCUCCAUUUCUUUUUAUGUUAUGUCUUCCUCUGUGUUUCUGCCCGCUCCCAAGGAGCUUCCCUUGUAAUGAUGCAAUGUACACUUUUCUGUUCCUCGGUUUCAAAACAACCAAAAAGCAUGCCGCAACUUCUAACAUUUUCAGGUCUGGUCAUUCCUUUAUAGCUCCACGUUUAUAGAAAAUCUAACUGCUCUUCCCUUCUUUUUCUCAGUUAUCAUCAGGGGCAGAAAUGCAGGUGGCUGAAGGAUCUUACGGUGACUCAAAUAAUAAAGAUGGAGGGCUACAACAUGCAGAACAAAUAAAAAUUAUGAUUGAGCAAAUUAAACUUAUAGAAGACCUAUUCACACAAAUACAGGACAGAUUAGAGGUAGAUCAACUAAAGGACAAUAGAGAUUGCUUGGCGAAAGGACAAUCACUGUCAGUUGGAGAAGAUGAUAUACACAAAGAAACAUCAUCUGAAAAAUGUUUUGGGGUAAGAAACAAAGCACAAAAUAAGACAUUUGCAAUCUAUGCAUUAUCCAUACACACGUCUUCCCCUUAUGUUUUACAUAAAACUCCUAAUUUGAAGGGGAAAUUCCAAAUACACAACGAAAGACCACAAGCUGAUUUAUGUAUAGCAGUUGAAACAGGUAAAAUACAAAUUUUAGGGGUUUUUCUUCCUUUUCCCUUGCAGAGAUGUCUCUCUCGCUUAUUUUUUUUUUGCUGUGUUGUUAUCUUUUGUAAUGUGUGUUUGAAACUCCUGAUUCCUAAAUGCAGUAGUUUCUUCAUUUGUGUAUGCGUACAAGGGCAUUACCCUGAUUAAAAGGUAAAAAUAGUUAAUUUUAAAAAAUCUCCCUGAUUUUCCUUAAAUUUCCUGCAAAUAUGCAGUUUCUUCAGGAAACUGGAGCUUUUCAGCACUUAUUUCCAAUCCUUUUAGCCAGAACAAAAAUAGGAGGUUGAGCCCAAAGGAAGUCUCAAUGACCACUAAACUAGCAGGGCUGUAGUUAUGUCAUGACAUUUCCAUCCUUUUUAUGUUAUGUCUGUACCCCUCUACUCAUGAGGAUCAUGCUGGUAAUGCCACUUAGGGUCUCAAUGAAAGCACAGCCAGGAAGAAGCAUAUGCGGCCACAACCUGUUAUUCAAUGCAAUUACCAUGCUACCUAACAGUGGGGUGUGCAGCAACACUCUGUAUUCCAACACCCACCUUCUGCUUACAGGCACCUGGGGGCACUACCACCUCCUCCUAAGCAGCCUGGCGCAACAACAUACUAUUAUCUUUCAUUUACAAUUUGUGGUUGCUUGUACCACCCUGAUGUAAAAUUAUAAAAAAACAAAAAAGCACUAAAUCAUUCAGCCUCUUCCACCAACUGUAGUGAUCCGGGGCUUAAGAACCCCAAAAGCUUGUUUUUACCCCUUAUGGACCCCUCUAACAACACCUAUGACAUGAACCUCCUACACCAUAUGUAAUAAACCUAAUCCCCUGCUCCUAAGUGACUUAUAGGUUAGAUAUUUAAUGUAAUACAUUACAUGAAUGACACAACUCACGUCAGCAAGAGAUACAUAGCUUGUAUUAGAAAAAAACAGAACUAUUAUCAAAUGCUUUGCUAAGCACUCCCUUUUUAUAAUAUAGAAAGUUUAAUAAUAGGGUUCUUUAAGAACAAAGUUGAACUGGCUAUUUUGAUUUUACAUGUGAAAUUUACUUUGACUUGACUUAAAAUUUGUACUUCAGUGAGUAACCCUGUAAGACUCAAUAAGUCACCCUAACAUAAUUAAAAGAAGGAUAGGCAUUAAAGCUAUCCAGUGGAAGAAUGUUAACCAAUUGCUUGUAUAGAGCAACUAGUAAAAGCAAGAAGUGCAAUAUAAGCAAGAAAUGCAAUGCAUUGUCAAUAACAUAAAAUAACUAAAAAAAAAAAAGCAUACAGUUAAAUAAAAUGGAUAUGGUAGGAAAACUCCAAUGACAUACCUGCAACCAUUAACUUUUUCCUGCCCAGUUCCUAGUAACAAAUGGAACUAUGGUAGAAACCCAUAGUGUGUGGACAUGUAUGUCUCUCUGUAGCAAAUGCCAGUAGCGUAAUUCCUAGCUUAGAAAAAAAAGAAAAUGGGGACCUCUGUUGUUGUGAUCCAAUAAGCAGUACCAUGCUUUUGGACUCAACGUAGAUGGUGUACCCCACCAAUAG